AUGAUCUAUUUUCUAUUAAUCUCAUCAUUUAAUAGUAGUAAGCUAAAUGCUUUGUAAAAUAAAAAAAAAAAAAAUAAUAAUUAAAUUUUUAUCUUAACUUAACUUAAAUUUACAGGCGUCCGCCGUAGUGUUGACGCAGUCACCAAGGACCCAGUAUUAGGGUUCACCUGCUUUGCGGUAUAGUCCAAACUGGCCAUAUAAACCAGUCACCAGGACAUACACCUACUCCUUCCCACGCGCGUGAGCCGUGGCUUAGUGUUUGAGUGGGCGGGCUAUGGGCUUCUGCGGCUGCUGCUUGAGUUGACGAGAGUUGGCUUUCCGAAAUUCCAAAAAAUGGAAUUUCUGGUCGCCUUUCGGCAAAAAGGGAAACUCCAAGUCCUGGGACGUAACGCCCAGUUUCACGCUAGGUAAUUGCUCGAAUGGUCUAGGCAUUGCCUGUAGACUCUGCUGGGCUUACCCUUUCCAAACCUGGGAACCCUUUUCUCUCGGGGAGAAAAAACCAUUCUGGUCGUUGAGCUUGGGCCAGGCUCUGCACUGCAGAAUUGCUUACCAUGGCAUUGCUGCUCAUUUCCAGAAUGGCAAAACCUUGCCGGAUAUAAUUAAAAUAUGAGUCGAGUAUGUGUGGCCGGAGGCCACACCCAGACGAAGACGCCAUAUUUUAAUUAUAAUUAAAUUUUUAUCAAAAUUAUAAUAUUUAUAUUUCCAUCAUAAAAUUUGCUCUAAAAAUAUACAACUUCAAAUGGCAAAUUUAAAAGAUAAAAAAUUACUGUCUAAUGGUUAGUAUCAAUUGUAAGCGCAGAAACUAACCCAGAAGCCAUCAUAAUUGAACCACUCCCACGAGCAGACUCUCAGCCGGCAUUAAUAGGUCAUCCACCCUGCGGAUCUUCCACAAAAGGCAAGUCUCAUCUACUUUCAGACCCAGGCUCAUUAAAUCCUAUAUCAUGGGUUGUCAGGACGCCUUCUCAAGCAGGAAAUUGCACUCUUCGGCUUUCACAUGGCACUGACUAUUCAAUAUACGAAACUUUGAUUCCAAUAGAUAAUUCCGCUGAUGCAUCUGGAUAUUUCCCUUGUGGUCGUCAGGCAAAAACUGAAUUUAAAAUUGUACCUUUCCCUACAAAAAUUAUAUGUGAUUUAUGCACUCUGCAGUGGAUUUGGGAGACCGAAAAAGGUAUUCAUUAUCAAUGUAUUGACGUUGAAAUAGCAAGUAAUGCACAAAGUCCUUGCUCCGGGAAAUGCUUAAAUGGAGGAGUCUGUGUUGAUAAGGAAUGCCAAUGUGUCCAAGGAUUUAGCGGACAAUUUUGUCAAAAUACCAAAACCGGAGAAGGAGAAGGUGUAAAUCAUCUUGGAAUUUUUACAGUUUUUGUGGUCCUUUUGCUUUUAGCAGGUGCAUUAGGCUUAGUUGUCUACUGGCAAGUCCACCAUUCACAAAUCCCAAGAUCUGAAGAGCUUUUCUUAAAAAGACACAUGGGCUGGUGCAUGCGAGGCAGGAACGAAGAUCUUGAAAGAAUUGACAGACAAGGCACCGUCAUCUCUGAAGAAAGAUACAAAGCCAACGUUUAG
Messenger RNA from Blepharisma stoltei, 1560 nucleotides. The record is from the annotation of a GenBank genome assembly. NCBI's taxonomy places the organism in Eukaryota, Ciliophora, Heterotrichea, Heterotrichida, Blepharismidae.